UGAGACAAACAUCGAGAAGGGGUUUGUUUCUUCAUAAACUGGGGGAAAACGUAGUUUCGUAUUUCCUGCACAACAAUUUAUGAAAAGGCUACCCACGUGAACAUGCGAGAUCGACAGAGUGUAGCUUAGUGUCUUACUGCAGAUAUUUUGCUGUGUGCGGUGCUGUUAUCUAACAUGGUUUCUGUGUUCCAGUUGAGUUGUGGAUAGGCACGUACGUAUAGUGCAUGCACCGGUUUUACUAAACGGAUAUUGCCCGAACAACUGACAUGCCGAAAGAAGUGAAGUUCCAAGGCCUUCCUGGUGGCCCUGUGGAAAUAGAAUUUUCAGACGAGAUCCCGCAUUGGAAUACGUGCUCGAAAUGCCACAUGAUCUCCCUCACGAUGUACGUGGACCCCAAAAAUCACGUCUUUUGUUCUACCUGCGUUGAUCAACGUAGCUCGCAACAGACUAUAUUCUGCCAAUACGAAAAGAAGGAUAUUCAGUUUCGUGAGAUGGAUGAAGCAUACGCUGUGAUCACGGCUCUGAAGAAUAUGGCAGUCUACUGUCCAAAUAAGAAACAAGGUUGUACAAAGGUUUCCACGUUGACAAAUCUUCAGGUGCACUUCCUGUCGUGUGAACGUACGCGUCUAGCGUGUGGUUUCUGUGGAAAAAAAUUUCCGGGAUCCAUGUAUGAAGACCAUACGAAUUCCUGCUUGGAAAAGCAAGUACAGUGCUCCUACUGCUACAAACCACAGCGACGUGGAAGCCUCCAGGAACACAAAAAAGUUUGUGGAAAACAAGCGGAAAUCUGUCCAAAGUGCAACCGAAGCGUUUUGAGGAUGAAGUUUGCAAUCCAUGACUACCAGUGCACUGGAAAUGUUGAUGUGGAAAAGCAGGUCGAUGCAGGUGCUACAGAUAAGGUCAGCUCUGCAGUGGUGGUCCAUGAGGAUGACAUAGUGACUGCUGUACCAGAACCACCUGCAGAGGCAUGUAACCCCUCCUGUGUGUCAGAAAAUGAUACAUAUCAUGAGGAGACUGAGAAGAAGCUGGGGGAGGAGGAGGCGGUUGCGAUGAAGUGCGAAGUGUCCUCUACCAGCAAAAAGGUAGAUGCAGAAGUGCAGACCAGUCACUUUCAAAUGUCUGGAGAAGAUUUUGUGCAAGGUGCAUUGCAGAGAAAGAUCAUGAUGAAUGUGAGGAAACUACCUCAAUCAGCGCAGGAGCAUUUCAACACCCUGUUAGAGCUCUACCUUAGAGCCUUGGCUACUCCAGUCAAUCAAGCCUUCACAGAGAGCUUCUUAGGCUUCCAAUUUGUACCCUUGAGCAAACAAAAUAGGAAUGCAACUCAGAAAAUUGAUGAAGCUGAGCCGUCGCAAGAGGAAGAGAGAGCCUUGGCUACUCCACUUAAUCAAGCCUUCACAGAGGGCUGCUUAGACUCGCAAUCUGCACUCUUCAGCAAACCAAAUAGGAAUGAAACUCAGAAAAUUGACGAAGCUGAGCCAUCGCAAGAGGAAGAGGAAGAGCUGAGGAACCAACAUGACCUCAAGGACGAUACAUAUGUCAGUCCUGCUGGGCCAUCAUCACUUUGGGAAGUUUUGUCAGACACCCAUCUAUCCAGCUAUGACGUGAUACACUCAGAAAAUGCAGGUUAUUCAGGCAUUCCUGUGCCAGAGAUGGUAAAGCAGAGUCCAACUCUGUCACAUGCUCAGGAGAUUAUUGAUAAGAGUUCUGCUGAUAUAAACUGCAGCCGAGAUGACAGCGAGCACCAUCACGAAGUGGAGCAAAGCCAUACUGACGAAAUGGUUUCACCGGAUUCAAGUGCCACGGAUUCCUUCUGCUAUACAUCAAGCAUAGAACGAGUCGCAAGUAAUGUCUUACAUGGUGAAUGUUUGCUCAUGGAUGACUUGGACCAGUGUCCUCAGCGUCUACAGCAUAACAAUGUAGCUCCAAGUGCUGCAGAGUGUACUGAAUACCCAUCCAGUAAAGAUGGCAGUUGGUAUGCCCAUAACGUACAGCACAGUCCUUCUCAGCACAACCCAACGUAUGAUGAAAACUCUGGUGAUGCAGAUGUAGAAAGCAUAGAGAUCAUCCCAAGUCAACGGUCUGGUGAUGAUUACCAUGUCAAAGAGGAGGCACAGCACAGCAGCUGGCUAGAUGACAAGAAAGCAUGUACUCCAAAGGAAACAGGGGAUGGGGAAGACUUACUUUUUUCAUCUGCUAGCAGUGUGAAAUGGUCAAAGCAACAGCCAAACUUGGAUGGGAACUCUGGCAGUGCAAACACACAAAGCACACAAGGGAGAAUCAGAACUGAAUUAUAUGGUGACUAUCACCAGGUCCAAGGGGCACCGCCUAGUAACCGCUUCGAUGAUGUGAAAGCGUGUGCUCCUGAGGAAGCACUAGGAGGAGGGAAGGACUUUCUUUCUGCUUCAACUUGCAAAACGGAACUGGGGGAGUUGCCUCGUCAGGACUACGAUAACAAGACUCUCCUGCAUGGAAUGCCAGCUGCGUCUCCCAGGCCCAUGUUACCACAGGCUUCCGAACAGCCCUCUCAUUUGGGCACAUGGGGAUCGACUUGUAAGGAAGAAGCUGAACAUAAAGCAACUGAGCACAACCAAACAUAUGAUGAGAACUCUGGCAAUGUAGAUGCAGAAAGCACAGAGGUCAUCCAAAGUCAACUGUCUGGUGAUCAUCACCAUGUCAAACCGGCACCAUUCGGCUGCUGGCUACAUAACAAGAGAGCAUUUACUCCAAGGGACAAAAGGGAAAGGAAAGAUUUACUGCCUUCUUCUACUUGUAGUGUGAAGCAGUACAACAGUCGGACAAACGUUGAUGGAACACCAGUUAUGCCUGCAGGGCACUCUGCCCCACAAUCCUCCAAACCAUCUUACCCGAGUAGAUACCUGAGUAGUUACAUGACCGCAUCCACCCAUAAGGAAGAAACUGAUGAUAAAACAUCAGCAGCAGCUCCAAAGGAAACAGGGGAAGGGAAGGAAAUACUUCCUCCUUCUGCUUGCCGUGUGAAGCAAUACAAUAGCCGGACAAACGCCGAUGGAACACCAGUUAUGCCUGCAGGGCACUCUGCCCCACAGUUCUUUAGACCAUCUUUUUUGAGUAAAUACAGGAGUACCUGGGCGUCCACCCAGAAGAAAGAAACUGAUGACAAAGCAACCUCAGAAGCAGCUUGCCCGCAUGAGAGAAUUUGACGUCACUUCUGUUUGUUCAUCUUUCAACAGGGUGACACCAUAACUUGCAUUAUGACAUCAUGAAGUGAUCUUCGCAGUUGCACUCAUCUUGAACAGGCUGCUUCAGUAUGCUACAUCUUGCUGAAUGAAGAUGUAUACUUUGAUGAGAUAAGGUUCGUUGAUCGGAGCAGACUUCAGGGUGUGCUGUCGAAGAGUUGUUUAAAAUAAUUUAGGUGGUGCAGAGAAUAAAAGCCUUGCAUCCUGCUGC
Molecule: messenger RNA, 3426 nt
Organism: Ornithodoros turicata
Lineage: Eukaryota; Metazoa; Arthropoda; Arachnida; Ixodida; Argasidae
Exons: 20
Coding region: 267-3179 (970 amino acids)
Source: RefSeq, a predicted model, not a curated record